GCGUCAAAACAUUUUUCAUCUUUUCAAUUUUCUGAUGAAUUGGCUUUGAUUUCCGCAUUCCAUUUCCCAUCUUAAAGGAUUGCGUACUGGGCUGUGUAGAAUUGACUUUACCUUCAGCCGAGAUGGCCAGCGAGCCUGUUUAGUGGUAAAACAAGAUGGUGGUGAUGUUGCUUCCGAGUUGUCACAGAGUCAAAUUGAAUUACAACAAGUGAGAAUGUCGGAGGAUCAAAACUCUCACUGAGUUGGUCGUUGAAGACAAAAACCAUUUGUCUUAUUCUUUUGUUUGUGUACGUUAAUCGACCAAUGUGGUCUUCAUCCACUGUACAAACUAUACACCUGACCGUUUAUUUAUAACAAGAGAAGAAUCGAAAAUUAUUGAAGCAGUUGGAUUCCAGGUGGGUAAAAGAGAUCUGAUUAUUUAUCAAAAAUGGGAGCCAGUGCAUCAGGCUUUCACGAAGGAAAGUGUGUUACCUCCACUAGCACUACACCUUGCCACCGUUCUACUAGACAUUCAGAUUCUUCCAAAACAUUCUCUGCAAUGCACUCUGGUGAUCAGCUAGUAGGAGUAUCUGUCAGGGAGAAGAAGAAAAAGAUGACGGGAUUCGCCACAUUGCGUCGUAAACUGAUUCGUCGACGACGGACGUCGAAAUCGUACGACCACGGCAAAGUGAUAAGGGAAUUUGUGGCCGAUUGGAGUCCGCUGGAACUCAACACCCUGGUGGAAGAAUACGAAGCAACGGCGGCGCUCAAGGACCUGUCGGUCCAAGCCGAUCUGGCCCGUCCACCGGCCUCAACGCACAAACAGGACCUUUCGGACUUGUUCGACUACAAGUACGCCAGCGACGUGACGCUCAUUUUCCAAGGCGCCUGUUUCCCCGUCCACCGGGCCAUCCUCAGUUCCCGGUGUGCCUACUUCCGCGAGCUGCUGGCCAGCGGUGGAAGUGGCAAUAACACCCGAACAGUUCACGGUGCCCAAGUUCAUGUCGACUCGUUGCUUCAAUCUCGAGGUAUUGACGUCCCGACGUUUGCAGCGUUGCUUCGUUAUCUCUACACGGGCGAUUUCUGCUUACUUGACGGUGGUGACUCAACGUCCCAAACGGAUAUGGAUGUGCUCAUCCGCUUGGGCCAGGAAUUUGGUACUCCGAACCAAUUGGAGCACGACCUUCGUUAUCUCAUGGACACGGGUGAUUUAGCCGAUGCCGUACUAGUAUUCGCUUCUGGCCAAGAUUUCGCCCUUGCCACGGGGAAACCUCAUUGCUCCAACUCGUCGCUCAGUAGCAGCACAGGUAACAUCGGUUCAUCGUCUUCAGAUUAUGGAUUUUAUCCACGAAUGGAGAUGCGAUGCCAUCGUGCCAUUCUCAGUUCUCGUUCGCCUUUCUUUCGGAGUCUCAUACAGCGUCGCUGCAGAACAACAGAAAAUGCCGUAACGCCAACGAGGAUCAUUCUCGAUGAAUCGGUUAUACCACGACGCUACGCUCAGGUGCUCAUGCAAGCUCUAUACUUGGAUACGGUUGACAUGAGUUGUAUCAUACGAAACGGACCUAGUGAACCUAGUAGCACAACAGAAGAAGCACCAUGUUCGACCAAUGGAGCUGCUGCUGGUCUUCCAGCAGCAGCGACUGGAUUGCCCGUUUCUCGUCCCAUACCUCCAACUCUUUUCGAAGAAGCAACCGAACUGUAUCAGAUUGGCCGCUUUUUAGAGUUGGACAUUCUUUCCCAAGGUUGCGAAGACGUGAUUGUUGACAAUCUGUCGUUAGAUAACCUACCUCAAGUGCUUAGAUGGUCUGAAUUGCCCCAUGGUUCUCCAUGGGUCCGUAGACAGGCGUUGCAAUUGCUCCGUGAAGAAUUUAGUGCUAUCGCUCAGGCACCAGUGUUGCUGGAAUUGGACAAAAAUCAUUUGGUCGAAGCUCUCCAAAGCGAUUUUCUGCAGGCCAGUGAGCUGGAAGUAUUGCAAGCUGUUCUUCGAUGGGGAGAACAUCAACUGGUCAGGCGUAUGGAAGAUCGUGAACCCAACAUUGUCAGCCAAACUGCUCACUCGGUUGCGAGAAAAGGUGUUAGAAGAAGAGAUCUGAACGACGUGGAACUCAGGGACAUUCUCUCUGAAUUACUGCCGCAUGUUCGAGUGGACCACGUUCUACCGCCCAGCCACGAAAGUCUUGCUCAGGCCAUUAGGCGAGGGUUGGUAUCGACGCCACCUAGCCACAUGAUUGGUGGUGACAAUAGUCACAAGUUGUCUGCGAGUGGACCUGGUCGAGGAGCUCUGUCUGCCUGGAUCCGUGGCCAUCAUCAUCACCAACAUCAUACUGUCCACCACCACACGGGCCUCUACGUCAAGCCACGCCUCUUUAUGCCUUACUUUGAAGAAACCAAGAGUCUCUUGGCCGACCAGCUCGUCCAGGAGAUGGAACUCGUCCGGCACAGGAUGGUCCGCAUGUCCUCUCACAUUCCCGACACUUUGUACAUGAUUGAUGACGCUCCGGCCGGAAUGGAAGCUGUUGCUAAAAUGGCUACUUCCUCAUCUAAUGCCACCAAUGACUUGGAUGUUGUUACAGGAGCUGUUCCAGUCCCAGAUUCAGAAACGCUUCAAGCCAUGAUCCGUCGGGAGAGGAAACUCCGGUUAUCACCUUUGGCCCAGCGAGCGUAUUCACUUCAAUUGGCUUCACGUCGAGACAUUAAUCGACAAAUCCGAUUGCGAGUCGUACGCGAAUUUAAUUUACCUGACUCGAUCGCUGAAGAGUUGGAAUCAGCAGCUUAUCAAUUCGCCGAGGAAGCAGAUGAAUCUCAGCAACAUCAAAUCCAACAGCAAAUUCAGGCGACAUCGGCCCUGAUUUGGGAGCCGAGGAAAUCCAGUUCGAUAGCUGUCCGCGUUCCGGUCCCGCCCAAACGGAUGACUUCGCGACCCAAAGCGUUUCAAAAGUCUGAGCCGGCCUUGGACUUGGCCAUGGACGACGACAAUCAUCCACUCCAUCAGUCGCAGUUGUCGGAAUUCAUUCCCGAUAUCGCGGCAUUGUCCAUCAAUCCCCUACCGCAAUUCGUCCCUUCUCUUCAACCAAUUGAGCCCUACAGGGAACUUCAAUUGGAUUUAGGCGAUGGGGCCAGCGUAUCCCGUUUGAGCAGUGUGGAAUGGUCUUUUGUCCGUUCGGGGGUCAAUCAUUCUCUUCCCUCAACCUCCAAUCCUAUCAGAAUGUCCACUUUUCGAUCUGAUGAUGAGUGGGCUGAACAACAGGCAGAACGGCCGUCUGCCAGUUUACACAGAGCAAUAGAAGAUGGAGCAGUAGGAGCUGUUGCAGCAACGUCUUCUGGUACUGGUUCUCCUCGGACACAGCGGCGAUCCCGGUCCGGACGAGCCGCUGACGUGCGAGUGUUUAUCUGAUUUUAUUUUUUCUCUAAAAAUUGAAUACUCUCUUUUGUACAAUCAUGGCUGCUCUGUUGAUUAUGUAAAAUAACGAUUAAUUUGUUCGUCCAUUUUUUUUGUGUGCAAGAUCUGAUGGAGGUUUUGGUGUUGUGAAAGUUUUUGCGAAUCGUUCUUUUGUCCUGCCCUGUUGUUGACAUUUUUUUUUCGUUGUCUUUGUUGUUGUGAUGGGGAUUAAAUGGUUUGUUUUGCUGGCGGUAAUUUUUAAGAGUCUCCCGUCAUGUAUGGCACAUCGAAGUUGAAUUAUUUUCGUCUUUUGUCGUUCUCAUAGUUUUUCUCACGUUCUCUCCCAUUCCGAUAUGUUACAGGUGAAGAUCUCCCCCGUCCGGCAGCAUCGUCCCAUCCUUUCCUAAGCCAUCAUCACGUGAUUUUGUAAUAAACGUUGACAAAUUGUA
Messenger RNA from Daphnia carinata, 3807 nucleotides. RefSeq names its product BTB/POZ domain-containing protein 7-like. Gene Ontology annotation, molecular function: protein binding. The record is from RefSeq and is a predicted model, not a curated record. The coding region runs from base 428 to 3373 and encodes 981 amino acids. Gene Ontology annotation, biological process: morphogenesis of a branching epithelium. The transcript has 6 exons. Lineage: Eukaryota; Metazoa; Arthropoda; Branchiopoda; Diplostraca; Daphniidae.